CGGCGCGCGAGACGACGCGAGAAGCGCGCCUGCCUCUUUGACCCUCUUCCCUUUAUUCGACGCGCACCGUUCGCCGUGUCCUAGGUAGACGACGCCGAGCCGCGCGCGCAUUUUUGCCGAUCUUGUCGCGCGAUCGAGCGGACGCGCGUUACGGAUACGAAAACGGAUGGUGAGCCGAAGACGAUGGAUCGCGAGUUCCGCGAGAAAGAAACGCGAGAGGAGUGACGGAACGCGAGGCUAAGAGGGGCGCGUUCGCGACGGUGAAAUAUUGGACGCAACUUGAAGAGGGUAAUACACGGUGAGAUAAGAGUACUCUGAUCUCUUGUGAGUGCGCCGCCUGUUACUCGAGCCGGUAAUUUUCGAAUCCCCGGCUCGUCUGGCAAAGAACUGCGAAGGAGGGGCAUGAGGAGGAAGCGUACGGAUAGCACGUAGCGACUGGCCCCUUCUCGUUUCGGAGAUGCGGCGCUAUCCACUGCAUAUCAACGUCGCCCUCACCGUCGUAUUGGCGAUUUGUGCAAUCGUUGCGCGGGCCGGCAAACGAGAGAGGGAAGCCUGGUAUGAAGCUGCGACGCGGGCUAUCGAGACGCGGAUCAGGGACGCAGCGAGUAACAGCGUCAGCGGCACGACGCCGCCGGCCGGGGUGGCGCGCGGCGUCGUCCUCUUCGUCGGCGACGGCAUGGGGAUGAGCACCCUGACGGCGGCGAGGAUCCUCGCGGGUCAGCGUCACGGGAGUCCGGGCGAGGAGACGCAGCUCGCGUGGGAGAAGUUCCCGGCGGUGGCAUUGGCGCGGACGUACAACAUGGACGCCCAAGUUGGCGAAUCAUCGGCAUGUGCGACGGCACUCCUCUGCGGAGUUAAAGCCAAUUACGAGACCGUUGGUCUGGAUUCAUCGGCACGUUUCGAGGACUGUUACUCUAGCUUCGAGGCGCGCGUUCCUUCGCUUAUUAAUUGGGCCCAGGAUCAAGGCAAAUCGACGGGGCUGGUUACAACCACCAGGGUUACACACGCGACACCGGCGGCUCUUUAUGCACACGCGGCCAGCCGUUACUGGGAGGACGACGGUAAAGUGCCACCUGCUGCACGUACCUCUUGCAAGGACAUCGCGCGUCAGCUGCUCGAGGACGAGCCCGGCUGUAACAUCACAGUGAUACUGGGUGGUGGCAGACGCCACUUUGUACCGAAAGUGACUUUGGACCCCGAAGAGCCGGAUAAAGAGGGCAGGCGAUUGGACGGCCGAAAUCUCAUUGAAGAGUGGUCCAGGAAUCAUCGCAAGAGAAACAUAGCCGCGAAAUACAUCGCCAAUAAGGAGCAAUUUGAAAAGGUGGACACGCGAAGAGUGAACCGAUUGUUAGGUCUCUUCGCCUAUUCUCACAUGGACUUCGACGUCGACCGGAACACGAACGACACCGGCGAUCCUUCUCUGGCCGAGAUGGCGAUUAAGGCGCUUCGGAUACUGGCGAACAAUCCCGAGGGAUACUUCCUCUUCGUGGAGGGUGGAAGAAUCGACCAUGCUCACCAUUACAACAACGCUUAUCGCGCCCUGGAUGAGACCCUGGCAUUGGAGGAAGCCGUCGAGGCAGUUAUGAAGGAGGUAGAUCUCACGGAAACGCUCGUCGUGGUAACGGCGGAUCACUCGCACGUAUUAACCCUCGGAGGACUGACGACGCAUCGUGGGAACCCUAUAUUCGGUUCCGACAGCAAGGUGUCGGACGUUGACGGACAGCCCUACACGACGUUGCUGUACAGCAACGGGCCGGGUUACACGCAUCCGCGGAAUAUCCUGCGAGAGGCCGGGAAGGAUUCCAUUCAGACGGCGGGCGUGCCGAGGGCGUGGGCGACGCACGGGGGCGAGGAUGUGCCGGUGUUCGCCGCCGGGCCCCUCGCGAGUGCCCUGUUCUCCGGUAGCGUCGACCAGAGCUACAUCCCGCACGCGAUCGCCUAUGCCGCCUGCCUGGCCCAUCACGCCAGCCGCUGCUCCCGGGAUCCUACGAACAACGCGAAUGCCAGCGACACAAUGAACGCCGCGCCGAUAAGCUGUCCCUCGGCAGAGCCGAACAGCGCGGCGAUAUCCAGCGACGUGAUGAACGACCGCAUGCGAAAUCCACCCACGAAAUCCGCCGCCGGUCCAUGCCGCCCGCUGGUCUUCAGCCCCUCGCUGCUGCUGCUGAUGCUGUUGCUGCUGCCGCUGUCGCCGCUGAUGCCUCUGAUGUCCUCUGUCGUUCUGCCGAUUCCCCGGUGUCCCUUCGAAAGGACGAGUUAAUGCG
This is a messenger RNA of Vollenhovia emeryi, 2264 nucleotides long. RefSeq names its product alkaline phosphatase-like. The transcript has 9 exons. Gene Ontology annotation, molecular function: alkaline phosphatase activity. The record is from RefSeq and is a predicted model, not a curated record. Lineage: Eukaryota; Metazoa; Arthropoda; Insecta; Hymenoptera; Formicidae. Gene Ontology annotation, biological process: dephosphorylation. Bases 458 to 2260 code for a protein of 600 amino acids.